CGCUCUCCACGUCCUGGCGCCAGAGAGACAAGUUCACAGAGAGACAGACAGACAGACAGCCAAACGACGUUGGAGGAGAGGACAUAUAUCGACAAAGAGAGAGACAGAAAGUGUGAGAAAAAGACGAGAGAAAGGACACGGUUAGUCUCUCUCCACCAUGGCUCUACGGGACGAACUUUUGAAGUCGAUAUGGCACGCGUUCACGGCGCUGGACGUGGACAAAAGCGGCAAAGUCUCCAAAUCUCAGCUGAAGGUGCUGUCCCACAGCUUAUAUACAGUGAUGAAGAUCCCACACGACCCCGUGGCACUGGAGGAGCAUUUUAAAGAUGAUGAUGAGGGUCCUGUUUCCAACCAGGGAUACAUGCCAUACCUGAACAAGUUUAUCCUGGAUAAGGUGACGGAUAACUUUGACCGGCAGGACUUCAACAAAAUGUGCUGGACUUUGUGCUACAGGAAAAACAUGCAACAAAGUCAUCUGCUCAUCUCCAACGAUGACGCCUUCAAGAUCUGGUGUAUCUUCAACUUCCUGUCUGAGGACCGAUAUCCACUGAUCGUGGUCACUGAGGAGAUCGAGUACUUUCUGCGUAAGCUUACUGAGGCGAUAAAGGGCAGCUGGGUGGAGGAGCGUUUUGAGGACUACAAGCUGCAGCUGGACUCGACGCAGCAGUGUCUGAACGCCUGGGAGCUGAUCAAACUGGUGGGGUCAGGCCAUUUCAGUAAAGGCAUGGACCUGCAGACGCUCUCCAUGGGCAUCAGCGAGGUUUACCAGGAGCUCAUCCUGGACGUGCUCAAACAGGGCUACAUAAUGAAGAAAGGUCACAAGAGGAAGAACUGGACCGAGCGCUGGUUUGUGCUGAAGCCAAAUUUGAUUUCCUACUAUGUUGGUGAGGACCUGGCUCAUAAGAAAGGAGACAUCUUAUUGGAUGGAAACUGCAUUGUGGAGUCUUUACAAGACAAAGAGGGAAAGAAGUGUCUCUUCCUCAUCAAGUCGUCAAUAAAAAGUUUUGAAAUCAGUGUGUCGGACAAGAAGAAGAAGCAGGAGUGGAUCCAGGCCAUUCAGAUCUGUGUGAGUCUGCUGCGUAUGGGCCGGCCAGCGCCGCACCGCGAGGCUCGGCAGAAGCGACGGGAUCUGCGGUUGAGGCAGCAGGCUGAGCAGGAGGAGCUGGAGCUGAGGAUGAGGGAGCUGCAGACAGCCAACGAGGCCAAACAGCAGGAGCUGGAGAACAUGAGGAAGGCUCUGGAAGAGGCAGCAGCUAAUGCAGCAGAAGAGGAACAAAGAAGACUCCAGACCCAAACUGAACUCCAUGAUCGCUACAGGAUGGAUCUGGAGAGGGAGAAAAUGGUACGACAGCAGAUGGAGGAGCAGGUGGCCCAGAAGUCCACCGAGCUGGAGCAGUACCUGCAGCGGGUCCGAGAGCUGGAGGACAUGUAUCGUCAACUGGAGGACGCUCUGGAGGACGAGAGGCGUGCGAGGCAGGAUGAGGAAAUUGUUCGUAAGCUGCAGACACGGUUACUGGAGGAGGAGGCCACAAAAAGAGCAGAGUUGGAGCAAAUUCAUUUACAGCAGCAGCAAGCCAUCUCUGAGACAGAGGCUGAGAAACAGGAGCUGGAGCGGGAGCGUCUGGCUAAAGAGAGUGCGUUACAAGCAGCAAUGAUACAACUGGAAAAUCUGGAGCAAGAGAGGCAGGGAGCCCUGGAGCAGUACCAGACUGUGAUGAAAAAGCUUGAAGAUGCAGCCAACAAAACAAAGACCUGGAAGCACAAGGUGGCCGAACACGAGGGCAUGCUUCGACUCAUUCAACCAGGUUCCAAGGGGCCGACACUGAUCACCAACUGGGGUCCAGCAGCCUUUUCUGACGCAGAGCUCAGUCUGAGGGAAAAGAAAUGGCAGAAGAUGAAGAACCAGGUGUCUGAGGCCCAGUAGAUCCACUGCAACAUCUAAACUAUAGACAUGUCUGCAGUUCAGAGGAGAGCUGCUGGUAUAAACCGUAUGUGAAAAACAGAGGGAAGUAAUGACUGGAAGGAGGUUUCUGUUAACUGGAGCAUCAGGAAUGAAAGGCGGUAAUAUGCAAUAAUGUUUGUCUCUAUCACUGUAGGCCAAAAUAUGUUAGAGGAGCACUAAUUUAUGGAUCCAACUAAGAUGCUUAAUGAAGAUAUAGGUGCAUGUUUUGAGUGAACUUUAAUUUAAAACUGUCUGUAGUUGUUACAGUAAACAUUGGCUAGGAUCUGACAUCAGAAGAGCUAACUCCUGUCAGACUAGUACAUUUGUCCAACAGUCAUUAGUGUCCAUGUAUUAUUUUGUUCCUAUUUGAAUUGAUGAUAUGCACUACGUUUGACCACAUCCAUUCUUUUAUAAACGCUUCGAAAAGUAUAGAUAGAGCUUCCGAUAUUUCUAAAACUGCUGUUUGGGAACAAGUUUACAUGGAAUAGAAGGGUUUUUUUUUUCAGUUCCUUACUAAUGUCAGGCUGCAGAGAGGCAGAGUCCUUAGCAGCUGAUAAAAUGUGAUUUAAAGUCAGUGUUUAACACAAACAUUCCAUCUUAACUAAAAUGAUGAGUAGAUUCAUUGUUACGAUUACAGUGGUUAACCAGUUCAACACACUUCCUGCUUCUAAACAAACACGGCCUCACUCUGAACUGUGUUGUACUGUAACUAUAACCUCCAGUGCUUUUGAUACUGCUGAGUAAACAUUGAUUUCAAUUUUAUGUUUUUAUACAUGUAAAAAGUCAGAACUGUGUAAUAAACAAUCUUGAAUAACUA
Molecule: messenger RNA, 2759 nt
Organism: Solea senegalensis (Senegalese sole)
Lineage: Eukaryota; Metazoa; Chordata; Actinopteri; Pleuronectiformes; Soleidae
Gene: swap70b
Product: switching B cell complex subunit SWAP70b
Exons: 12
Coding region: 158-1924 (588 amino acids)
Cellular component (GO): nucleus; cytoplasm
Molecular function (GO): calcium ion binding
Source: RefSeq, a predicted model, not a curated record